CUAAGCUCUAAAAUCUCCUGCGGAGAUUUUAAAUACCUCCCACAGUGCAGGUAGCACUUUCCCAGCUUGUACACCUUAUCUCUAUGUAGCGCGACUUUCAUCUGAUGACGAACAUCAAUUUCGAUCUCCGAUUUCCGAUUUAAUACUACGAUUAAUAACAAACUUCUGCUAAGAGCAAUUGAGUUCUACACUCAAUAAAGCUAUAGGAGAGCUUGGGAAGAUCACGUACAUUUCUCCUAUACUUCUAUUAUACUUCCUACCUACUUUGUUGGUAUCCAACACUGCUUGCGCCGUAGUGCGCACAUCAAACAGCUCACGAUGGGCUUCACAACCGGCUUCACCGGAGGUGUAACGCUUACCCUCUCCAUAGCCUACCUGACCGUGCUCGCCCACCAACGGAGCAGAGAACACCAAGCCGCAGUCCUUCGACAACAGACAUUUCUAGUAUCAAGCAUAAUCGAUCCGCUACCCCCAGCAUUACCACCCACAAGAUCCGAGAUCGCAGCGUCAGAACGCGCACGCUUUACCGAGAAAGCUAAGGAUCGAUGGAAUGCCGAAAUAGAGGGUGCUGUCCGCUGGGCCCAAAGCAAGAACUGGGACGAAGUUCGUGAGGAUGCCGAAGCUGCCCUCGCCAGAAUAUGGGCCAAGGCAUUCAGUGAGGCUCAGGAACAGGUCGAAAAGAACCAAGGGAAAACAGAUGCGGCCGAGAGCAAGUUAAGCCAAGGCAAGGAGAAGACGGCAAGUGUAGCUGCGGCUACUAAGAACGCCUUUACAGAUGCGAAGGCAAAGGGCUCCGAAGUCGCUACCAAGACGGGAGAGAAGGCUGAGGAGACGAGAGGUUCGAUCUUUGGCGCCAUCGCAAGUGGCUUCAGCAAGGCAAAGUCGGCAGUUGUGGGAUCAAGUGAGAAGAUCGAGGACGCAUCGUCCCAACUCUCUGCAGAAGAGAAGACACUCAACCAACGAUAUCAAAAGACGGCUGGGCUCGAUAGAAGCAAGGAGGAGGUACUUGCCGCGAGAUAUAACCAGCAAACCAACACGCAACUAAAGACCUUAUAGAAAGACUAUAUAUAAGUCUAUCUACACUAAAUGGCCUUUGAAAAAGAAGGAUAAAUACACCUCUACACCUGUACCAUAGCCUUCUGCCUACCCUACCUAAAAAGUAUUAAUACAUCUCUCUGUAUGCUCCUA
This is a messenger RNA of Annulohypoxylon truncatum, 1188 nucleotides long. RefSeq lists its product as uncharacterized. Gene Ontology annotation, biological process: cristae formation. The transcript is spliced from 2 exons. The coding region runs from base 319 to 1056 and encodes 245 amino acids. Lineage: Eukaryota; Fungi; Ascomycota; Sordariomycetes; Xylariales; Hypoxylaceae. Gene Ontology annotation, cellular component: MICOS complex; mitochondrial crista junction. The record is from RefSeq and is a predicted model, not a curated record.